Molecule: messenger RNA, 1034 nt
Organism: Anastrepha ludens (Mexican fruit fly)
Lineage: Eukaryota; Metazoa; Arthropoda; Insecta; Diptera; Tephritidae
Product: histone H3.3 type c-like
Exons: 2
Coding region: 232-897 (221 amino acids)
Cellular component (GO): nucleosome
Molecular function (GO): DNA binding; protein heterodimerization activity; structural constituent of chromatin
Source: RefSeq, a predicted model, not a curated record
UAUUAGAUCCACCUUUUGGAAUUAAACGUUAUUUUACUCUCUCAUUUUCCCUACUUUGCAAGUUUUUUGGAUACAUGAAAACCAAAACUUGAUAAUUUGUAACAAUUUUACAAAUUAUUUGCUUCGUCAACAAACAUAUUCUCUCAAUCGUUGGCGCGAUAUAUAUUGUUGAAUUUUAAUAAUUUAUUAAAUACAUCUAAAAAAUUUUCGUGCUGUCCACUAAACAAAAUAAUGCAGCCACUUACAGAUGCCAGCAAGGUACCAUUUGCCAAUUUGGGCGAGACGGACACCAGCUGCUCUGAGGGAAGUUUAUUAGCGUCAGAUGAUAGCGAGUUUCACUCGCCGUCAGUUAAUAAUGCUGAUACUGAUUAUGGUUUGGAUUUUACAGCUAACGGUAGUCGAUAUUUUCCGAAUGUGUCUAAACAACAACGUCCAGAUGGGAUUGUCUCAAAUUUGGGUAAGAAAAAUGAGAACUGCUCAGGGGCAAUUACUCAACGAGAAGAAUCAUCACAAGUUGCUCCUACACCAAAAAAGCCGUUAGAGGGACCAGAAAAUCUGCUUGGUGCCCGAACUAAGUCUGUAUCCCGUAAAAAGACGACUCGUAAAAACAAGAGCCAGUUUAAGGCCUUGAAAGAUUACCAAAAGUUAGCAUUACGCGUGGAUUUUAUGAUACCUCGCGCAGCGUUUGCGCGCGUUGUACGCGAAAUUAUGAUGAGCAUAGAUACUGAUGUGAGGUACAUAACAGCAACUGCGUUAGAGGCUCUGCAAGUAGCCACCGAAGCUUACGUUGAAGGGCGCUUGGAGGAUGCAAAUCUACUGGCUUUGCAUUCUCGUAGAGUUACGUUAAUGGCGAAAGAUAUGGAGCUUGUAAACUUUUUACGAAAUAAUAUUAGAUAGGAGGGCAAAUUUUUUUGAGCGUUUUUUUUUUUUUUUUUAGAAUUAAGCUAAUUUAAAAUUUGUUAUGUGUUUUUGUUACUUAAUUUUCAUGCCUGUUAUCAUUUAAAAAAAAAUAUAGAUUAUUCAUUUAUGUGCAA